Messenger RNA from Cryptococcus deneoformans JEC21, 659 nucleotides. Its product is annotated as expressed protein. The record is from RefSeq and is a predicted model, not a curated record. The transcript has 2 exons. The coding region runs from base 57 to 446 and encodes 129 amino acids. NCBI's taxonomy places the organism in Eukaryota, Fungi, Basidiomycota, Tremellomycetes, Tremellales, Cryptococcaceae.
CGGCGUUCCAUUCUCAUUCUCAUCUUUUAACGCCGUUUCUUUCCCAUUUUCACGCCAUGUCGCCACAGUCCAUCCUCGUCUCCUACAACCUCUGUCCUCCAGCCGAAACACCGCAGCCCACGGCAGGCCCAUCCUCUCAGCCAGUACCGUCUUCUGCAACCUUUUCUUUCCCUAUUCCUCCGCCGUCUCUCAAGACCAAAGCAUCCACAUUAUCAGCAACGACGCAAUACUACACCUCUGCCUCCGCGGCUCUCCUGGCUGCGCAGGCGACGCUUAAUGAGAAGCUGACAUACUGGAAAGACGCUAUUGGAGACAAGGAAAAAGCAAAAGAGGACGUUGGAGCAGUAGGGUUUGGUAGGGGAAAAGCGAUGAUGAUGAGCAAUGAGGUUAUUGGAGAAAUGAAGAAUGGACAGGAACAAGAAGAAAGUUCGGAGGAAGAGGAAUAGUAACACUAUCAUCUCGGUGUGUCGUUGGAGAUUACAUAUAGACCAAAAUCUCGGGCACGAGUGUUGGUGCAUACCUCCCUGUUGUGCGGCGUUGUUGUUCAUCGUUAUUUCCCGAGACAUAAACACGUCUAAAAGACUCGGGGCCGCAAAGGCAGGGAGUCGCAAAGAGCGGUACUAGACUUGCAGUUGAUGUAUUAUGUAUCCUCAGUUGAU